This is a messenger RNA of Xenia sp. Carnegie-2017, 1038 nucleotides long. RefSeq lists its product as uncharacterized. Lineage: Eukaryota; Metazoa; Cnidaria; Anthozoa; Malacalcyonacea; Xeniidae. Bases 23 to 958 code for a protein of 311 amino acids. The record is from RefSeq and is a predicted model, not a curated record. The transcript has 2 exons.
UGUGUUUCAUAAUUUGGUUAUCAUGUUGAGAGUUUGGGCAACAAAUUUCGUCAGGAGAGGUUCAACAAUUGGCAAAAGGCUUAAAAGUUUCUCAUCCCAGACUUCUGGUGGUAUCUUGGGCAUUCCACCUUUAAAGAUUCAGACUCCCUUUCCACCAGAUAGAGCUGGACGCUUCCCACUGAACUUUGUCACACAGCUGAACGAGACGGCAUCUGGUAUUCAUAACAAAAGUGAAUUAUUUGCAAAGAGCUUUCAUGACCUCUCUAAGGCCGGCCUUAUUUAUGUUGUUAAAAUACAAGACCUUAAAAUCUUUCCUGAAUUCUACAUGAAUUGGAAAACUAAUGACGACAUCUAUAUACAUUGUGAACUGCAUGACUUGGGCAAGACAUCCUUAAACUUACAGUUUGAUACUUAUGAUAAGACCAACAGUAUACUGUUAUGUAGAAACAUGCGCACACUUGUUAUUUGUGAUGUUCAAACAAAACCACACCCUAUUCCCGAGAAUAUGAUCAAAACUUUACAACCUUUUGCCAUGAGCAACGAACGGUAUUUCAUACCUCCCGCUUUCAAGGCUAAAUCAGAGUCACCUUGUAAAGUAAGCAGAAUAGUGCAACCUAGUGAUCUUGAUACUUAUUAUCAUGUUAACCAUUCAAAAUAUUUCGAAUACAUACUUGAUGCGGCUUUGACUGCUGCAAGACAAGGACACUAUUCCUGUCUGAAACAAGAUAUUGCAUUUGCAACAGUGGACCAUGUUAUCCUCAACUAUGCCAGGGAACUUUGCCUGGAUGAACUGGUAAAUAUCGAGACUUGGCAAGACAACGAACAUCCAAUGAAAAUAUGUUUUGAAAUCAGCUCAAAUUCUAAAAUUGCUUUUCAAGGAAGCAUAAUUCUGAAAGAACCACUCUUGAAUUUCAGUGAUGAUAUUAAAAAGAGGUUCCCGAGGGCAAAAGAGUUUUAAAAUGUACAUAACAGUUAUGUAGGUAUUAAUAACUUAAACACAAUGGAAAUUCCUAUUAAAUGUCUAUUUUAUCCUUUAAA